CUGUGUUGGUAAAAUCUACAUGUGCAAUAAUUUUUAAUAUUUUAUCAAGACCCAAUAUAUCAAGGAACAGUUACUCCUGUACAGAUUCCUGUUAUGAGUCUCUUCUCUAAAAAGAAGGCAUCUAAAAGACAGUUCCGCAAGAAAGUUAUACACAGUCUAGAAGAUGACGAAUCAGCUCCCCCCGAUCAUCCCACCACAUGCGAAGAGACGUCUGUCCGAGUUGCUACGGCAACCCCCAGCACCGUACCAAAAUCGCUUCUCAGUUUUGACAAUGAAGACUUAGGCGAUGGUACCGAAUUCAAAGUGAAGAAAUCAAAUCAUGCAAAACGAACAGCGAGGAAACUUGAAGAACAGAAACGUAAGGAGGAGCUACAACGAGUGAUGGAGAAGGUGGAGCCUAAUGAUUCGAGUGACUCUGAGCAAGAGAGUGCUCUUUCCUCUAUAUCUCACCGGAUCAGUGUUGGGGUGAUACCUGAUAAUGCUCUCAUUCACGCUGCUAGGAAACAGAGAGAGUUGGCAAGAAAGACAGGCGGUCAGCCGGCAGCUGCAGGGAACGAUUUUAUGUCCUUGGAUUCUAAUGAGAAGGAGACUGGACGAGCUAAGGGGAAGUCCCGCCUCGUUAGGGAAGACGAGUAUGACAAGUCCGAUGAGAGUGAUGGAGAGGAGCGUGGCAAGUUUGGUAAGCGAGCAGAAGUGUCGCGACAGAUGCAGGUGCUCACAGCGAUGGAGGAAGCGGGAAGUGGUUCGGAUGAGGAUAGAUUCGUUGAGGAACAAAUCAACAAAGCAGUGAAGGGAUGUGUUGUGUCCGAUGUCACUCGGCCACGUCAGAGUUACAGCCUGGGGCAAACUGAAACCGAAAGUUAUGUGACGACAAGUCAACCUCCUGUAGCCAGCAUUCCAGAUAUCCUUGUACCAAUUACCGUGGAAACACUCAAGUCACGUCUGAGCCAGCAGCUAUCAGAGCUUCGUUCUCUCCACAGGAAACACGAGAUACGAUUAGAGGAGAUGGAGAGUGAUAUUAUGACAGCUGAUCAAGAGGUGGGGGGUCUAGAGGACCACAUCAGUAGGGGGUCCAUCGAGUACCAGUUUUACCAGGAGACCCGGGGGUACAUGAAAGAUCUGCUCAGCUGUCUCACUGAGAAGGUCCCUGUAAUAGAAGAACUGGAAAAAAGUGUGCACUCUGUUCUGGGCAGUCUGACUGAGUUGCGAGUGGAGAGACGUCGUCAGGACGUGAAAGAUAUGUCUGCCGAGUGUGCUGUGACCACACCCAUUGACCCUGCCCACAAAACUCGUGUGGUAGAGAGAGAGGGCCGACAGAGGAGACGCAGGGAGGCUAGGAGGGAGAGAGGUGUGGUCAAUCACCAUGACGGCAUGUCCUCUGAUGAUGAGCUAUUGGAGACAAACAGAGUCAAGUUCAAGAACGAUAUUGAUCGUGUCCUCUCAAAACGCGAGGGUGUCUUCUCUGACGUGAAGGAAGAGUUCAGUGAUGUCUCCUCCAUCAAGGCUCAUCUGGAACAGUGGAAGUUCAGCUUCCCCUCCUCUUACUCUCAGGCCUACCUCUCUUUCUGUCUCCCCAAACUAUUUUCUCCGUUUGUUCGUCUGGAGCUCCUCUCAUGGAACCCCCUCAACGACGAGGGUGGAGUGCUGGAGGACGCUCGUUGGUUCAAUGUGCUUAUGUUCUAUGGCUUCUUAGAAGGGGCAGAGCCGGAAAGAGACGAUGAGGAUAUUCUACUCAUACCAAACAUCGUGGAGAAAGCUGUGUUACCCAAAUUAACGGCUCUUGUGCAGAAUGCUUGGGACCCUCUCUCCACCAGCCAGACUGGACGACUAGUCUUGCUGAUCCAGACCUUGUUUGAGGACUACCCCACACUCUCCGCCCGUGAGAAGAAUGGUCAGGCUCUCGUCAACGCAGCCACAGUCAGACUGAGACAGGCCAUUAAUGGAGACGUCUUUGUUCCCUUGUUUGCCACAAAGCAAAUGGAGAAUCCUACUUCACCGAAGGCGUUAUUCUAUCAUCGGCAAUUUUGGAGCUGUCUCAAACUAUUAGGCAAUAUCACCAAGUGGGCGGGGCUCAUUGAUGUGGACACUCUCCAGGAGCUGGUGUUGGAUGGGCUACUCAACAGGUACCUCCUCCUCUCUCUACAGAACAGCCCCGUGUCCCAUCUCUCAGUGGACAAAACCACUCAGCUUGUUUCUCUCUUGCCCGCCUCCUGGUACUCUGACGGGAGUGUGGUGACACGCCCACUGGAGGGUCUGGUUCGAUACAUUGUCCACCUGGUGGAAUGUCUGGACAGGGCAGCUGCUGGUCAGAACAAUGUGGAGAGGAACACUACAAGGUCGUCCAUUCAGAGACUGGUCAGCUGUUUACAGACAGUCCAAGCUCACAGUGAAGCAACGGAAGUGAUUGAGCACAACCUCAAGAACUUUACUCCGCAAACAUGAACAUAUAUAUACAUGAUUAAAGAUGUUAUUGGCAAUUGAAUUAUUUCUGCAACUCA
Halichondria panicea is the source of this 2498-nucleotide messenger RNA. Its product is annotated as PAX3- and PAX7-binding protein 1-like. Gene Ontology annotation, molecular function: DNA binding. The transcript is spliced from 9 exons. NCBI's taxonomy places the organism in Eukaryota, Metazoa, Porifera, Demospongiae, Suberitida, Halichondriidae. The coding region runs from base 94 to 2442 and encodes 782 amino acids. Gene Ontology annotation, cellular component: U2-type post-mRNA release spliceosomal complex; nucleus. Gene Ontology annotation, biological process: mRNA splicing, via spliceosome; spliceosomal complex disassembly. The record is from RefSeq and is a predicted model, not a curated record.